AACCCGGCCGCUCUUUCUUCCUGAGCAUUUGCUGCCCAUUAGUGGACUCAACUGCUGUGUUAAAAGACUGAAGGGACUUUUUUUUUUACAAGGAAUUACUCUCUCCAAAACUAUUUCUACCAACAUGACCUCAAAUUCCAAUUUAUCCAACAUGCGACGGCUGGUGGAACAACUGAAGCUCGAGGCCAGCGUGGAGAGAAUCAAGGUGUCCCAGGCGGCUGCAGAGCUCCAGCAGUACUGUCUGCAGAAUGCAGGCAAAGACGCCCUGCUCGUCGGCGUCCCCACAGGCAGCAACCCCUUUAGAGAACCACGCUCCUGUGCUGUAGUGUGAAGAGGAAGUAGAAGAAGUGGACACAACUGUGGCAUCUCACAGGAGCGAGGAAUUCCAUUUUGUUUUUAACCUUUUUUUGUGAAAAUUAGUUUUUACAUACAUAUAUAUAUUUCAAAUAAAUGUCAUGUUUUACUACAUUACUGUUUAGCCAUAUCAUGUUUAUUUUUUGAAAAUACUUUACAUACACCUCCUACAUCUUCAUCUACUUUAAUAACUUUUGAAAUCUGUGUGAGUAGGAUCUCUGUUAUAUACAGUGACCAUUGGCAGAGUCAUAAAGUGAUCAUCUAUACAAAGCGGAUGUUUAUAGCCGGACUCUAAAUUACGCCUUGGAAUCUUGUGGCGUCAAAGCUUCCUGAUGUUCAGUCUAAGUUAGGAGCACAGCCAGAGAGAGGAAACUGGGUCUUCCUGUUCAAAACUGCAAAGACACUCAACAGAGACUUACACUUCCCCCCGCCUUCAAGCUUUUAAAAGUUUUGGAACUUAUUUACAAGCUCAAGGCUAUGCUAGAAAUAAAACAUGAAUCACCAUAGUGUGGGAUAUUAUGAAUCAUGUUGUCCAUUUAAUCUAAGUGUGUUCAGUUAAGUCCAUGUUUGUUUUUCUUUUAAGCUUUAUUUAUUUCUAUAUAUUCUGUAUUAAAUGGAAGUUAUAUAUUUAAAACUGUACACAAUCGCCCCAAGAAACCCACUAGAUCAGCCUAAAAGAGGUCCAGUCAUGAGCCAGCUCUCUACUUUGUCACUUCCUUUUCCUCAGUACUCUGUUCUUGGACGAGUCUCAAUAGUUUGCUCAUUUUGAAGCCUCCUUUCCUAACAACCUUUGUUCAUAUACCACACUGGGAGCAUCAGAUGUUCCUCCUUUUUGACCCUACCUGCAUGAGAAUGAGCAGUAAGAGAGUGAGAUGCAGAAAGUUAACAUUAUCUGUAUGUGGAAAUGAGAAACUCUCUCAGAGACAGAAACCAGAGAGCAAUGUGAAGCUGAUUCACAUCAAUUUUCACACCCAAAUAACUUGCAAAAUGCAUGAGGUCUGACAGAAGAGGGCUUUCCAUACUAUUUAUAUUUAGUUACUGUGGCUGCAGUAUAUUCUGUUCUGGAGCUCAACUUGCUUUAAAUAAGUGACCAGAGUGACAAACUUCAAUUUUUAACAUCAAUAGAUCCCUUUCAGUGAUGGAAAACUGUUUUUCACCAACGAUAAAAAAUAUACAAUGUAUCUGAAAUGUUAAUAGUAAAACAAUAAAAAAUGUACUUAA
This is a messenger RNA of Micropterus salmoides (largemouth bass), 1575 nucleotides long. RefSeq names its product guanine nucleotide binding protein (G protein), gamma 10 (gene gng10). The coding region runs from base 125 to 331 and encodes 68 amino acids. NCBI's taxonomy places the organism in Eukaryota, Metazoa, Chordata, Actinopteri, Centrarchiformes, Centrarchidae. The transcript has 3 exons. The record is from RefSeq and is a predicted model, not a curated record. Gene Ontology annotation, molecular function: G-protein beta-subunit binding. Gene Ontology annotation, cellular component: heterotrimeric G-protein complex. Gene Ontology annotation, biological process: G protein-coupled receptor signaling pathway.